GUGUUAAAAAAUAACACGGCCGUUGUAUGUUGACUGCGUUUGCAAUUAUCAAUUUUAUUUUGAGUAUUUACUCCAAAUUUUCUGUGUUUCUUUAUAUUUUGAAGAUAUCAUGUUCGAUUAUUAAUUGUUGUUAACAGACAAAUUCCAGCUGCUGUUCGAAAUAGAAAGAUAACACCAUGUAUUACGAUGAAGAGGAAAGAUAUCCCAAUCCGGAUUUACUUCACGUUGUUCGUCGUGAACUGUAUGCAAUAAAUUCGAACCUUGAAGUCACACCCUAUGGCUUGAAAUAUGUACCCACGCAUACUGAGGAUGGAAUACCUAUCAGGAAGCUGUAUGUGUCAAAUCUACCCCCAAAGACAACCAGGUCUGAGUUGUUUGGGGUGUUUGCUCCAUACGGCUUCAUCAAGAGUUGCUGGCUAAGGAUGGGCGACAAGGGUCCCAACAGAACUCCCACUCCCACAUACGCCUUUGUCACCUUUAGCAAUCCAGCGGAUGCACAUAAGGCACUUCAAGCUCCAGUCCACGAGAAGACGUUGCGAGGGCGUAACCUGAGGAUAUCCCCUGCUGACAGUUGGCACCAGCCCCCUGAGGAUGCUGACGGCAGGGGACGCUGGAAGCCCCGUGGUCAACGUCGUCAUGAUGGAAACGCUGCUGCAGCCGUGCCUGGGAUCCCUCAACCAGAAGUCAACAACUCCGAUUGGGUUUCAGAGAAUGCAGACACAGCUGAAGCUACAACUAGUGCUACGGAAGUACCAAUAUUACAGGAAAAUACUGAAACACAUGAAGAAGAGAAAGACAGUGAUAUGGAGUCUUGCUAUACCAUACUGGAUGUUUUAAACAGGGAUUGUUUAACGCACAUUCUGUCAUAUGUUCCUAUAAGAGACCUCAUCAGAUCGGAAAGAGUCAGUAAAACUUGGCAGAUAAUGGUUCGUGAAUAUCUUCAAGGCAUCCGUAUCUUCAAGACGUCAUGGUGGCAGCACGUACCCGUAAUGUUAACGACGGCAGUACUAAGGCGCGUGUUACAGCGGGUAGGCGAGGGACUGUCGCGGCUACACAUCGAUCACCACUGGUCUGCGCUUAAUGACCGCACGGCGCAUACUGUGGGGAAAUUCUGUCCCAACCUCGAGGAGCUUAAGAUUGUUGGCAUGCACACUCGUAACUGGAAUCCACUUAUUUAUGGAUGUAAACAACUGAAAAGUUUGUCUUUUGUGUCAUGCAAUAAGCUGACCGACUCGAGUUUAGUCCAUCUAGUCAAAAGCGAAUCAUGCAUAGAAAGUUUAACGGUCGCAAACAACACACACGUGACUGGUCUAUUCCUCACUGGUUCCAACCCUCAGAAACUGAAUGCCUUAGCAUUUUACAACUGCUACAGCCUCCAGGGCACAGUGCUUUGUGCAGCUCUAGAUACCUUACCAAGCUUAACUUCCCUCAAAUUAGACGUCUGUCCUCAUACAAUGUGGAAAAUAGUACCAAUGAUUUUGAGAAAACUACCGAAGCUUGAAGAACUCUCGUUGAGCGAGUACAUCAGUGGUGAAAUUGGUUUCGCUCAGCAAAGCAAUGACGCCUUCUGUGACGCGUUGGCAAAACUUACUGAGCUGAAAAGUCUAAACCUGAGUCGUAACAUCUAUAUAACGAACGCAGUACUGAAAAGAGUGGCACAGUCCUGUACGAAGUUGGAGACGUUGAACAUUUCUAGCUGUAACUCCCGCAAGAUAUUCCCUAACCCAGAGCCGCAGGGCCUUGAGGAGGCAGGUUGUAAACCGCGUGUCUCGACAGGCGUCGGCGACGAGGGCCUCAUAGCGGUGUGCCGCGGCUGUCGGUCCCUCGCCGACCUCGACGUGUCGUACCUCGGCGCGCUGUCCGACCACGGGCUGCGCGCCGCCGCCGCGCUGCCCCGCCUCACGCGCCUCACCGCGCGCGGCAACCCCGCGCUCUCCGCCGCCUCGCUGGCCGCCUGCCUCGCCGCCUGCCGUCUGCUGCAGGAGCUGGACGUGUGCGGAUGCGACGGGGUGUCGGAGGAGGUGGUGGAGGCGGCGGCGCGGGCGCUGGCGGACCAUCCGCGCCCGCUCACGCUGCGCCUCGCCGGCACCGCCGCGCAGCCGCAAGACCUGCAGCAAGAUUUACCAACGCACAAGCUAUUAACGGUGGACAUUCACGACGACCGCAGUAACCCGCAUCUCCGGCCCGACUUCGUUGAUCACAUCUUCGACGACAGUUCCGACGACUCCCUCGGAGAUCUGUACGAUCAUGAUGAUUUCGAUGACUUCUUCGGACCAGAUGACGAACUGUUCUUGGACGACGACUUAGACGACUUCGACUUGUACCAGUUCGGGCUCCGAGCGCCAGACAUCAUUCUGCUCUAGGAACCUGUAGUCACGCCAUAACGCAUACUUACUACCCAAAGCAUUGCAACGAAGCCUUGUAAUGCCAACAACAUCGUCUAUGUUACAACAUACAUCUGCUGAAGAAAUAUUUUUAGAAUUAGUUGUUUUGUUCCAGUGAUUUGUUUAUAUUUCUUGUAAAAAGUAAAUCAAGGUUUUAUUUAAGGCCGAUUUUAUUUUUCAUUUCUAAUAUUGAAUGUUUGUAUGUACCUUAUUGUGAAAGUUAUUCAUUAUGCGAAUGAGAGCAUCAUUUUUUUAUUUAAACGCUAAUGUUUGGCUUGAUUUAAAAUAUGGUUGUAAUUUUAAGAGGUGAAAUAUAUCGUAUGUAUUACUAGUAUGCCUAAUUGGACCUAAUGUAAAGUUUCUAAUCAAGCAUUAAUAACUAUUAUGACUCUGAUUCAUAGUCAAUAACAGUAUACAUAAUAUAGGCAGUGUGAUGUAGAGUAUAUACUGAUUAGCUUAGCUUCGAGAACCAACCACUCUGGGACUCAUUAAUAUCGAAAGCUGUGUAGCUAGUGUGGCUAAAUGUACGACAUUGUUUAUCUUGUAUAACAUUUUCGAACGAAUAGCUUUACCCAUACCAUACCACACAAAAUAACAGAUUUUAACGUUGUAUAAUAUCUUGCUGAAGUUCUGUGACACCAGUUGUUAACAUGGUCGCCUGUACUUGUGUAGAGGGACAUUGUAUGGUUAUGAGAGCUCAAAUUUAAUUUAAAGUGAUCGGAUUUGUCAAUUUCUGUAUUUUGUUAAUGGACAAUAGUUAACAUGUUGUGAGCUUGGCCAGCAAUCAAAUUAAUGUUUUAUACAAUUUUGUGCCUUUAAAGCAAUACUGUAUUAACACAUAAUCUUGUUGACCUAUACAUAUAGCAUAUUUAUAUUUGAAUAGCCAAUUUAGCCAAUAAAACAGUUAACUAAUACCUGUUAUUAUGUAGAUAUUUAAAGAAUUGCAAUGACAGUCGCCACUUGAAAUUAUGAAUGAUAUUUACCAUGAUGAAAGAUGUAAUAAAAUUGCUGGUAUGCAAUACACAUACACAUUAGGCUGUUGAAACUGAAAUCUAUAAUUGUAAGACUUUAAUUGUUAUAAUUAUCUGUGAUGAAACAUUAUUUUCGCAACACAGAAGUCCCACACCUCAUCUAGCUGUAGCCAUUAUUGUUUAUUUAUGUAUAAAAGUUUUGAUGUAUUGUAUUAUAACUAUAAGCAAAGUCUGAAAUAUUGUGAUAAAAUAAAUUAUUCAAACCUCAUUUCUGAUUUAUGCAUUACUCAAUGAUUUGAUGAAACUGCAGUGAAAAAUUCAUGUUUACACAUAUUCAAUUAAUUAAUCGAAGGUUUUGCUGCUUAUUAACUACUGCUUGAAGAUUGUAAGAUUGUCUUUGGUUGUUGUUGUAUUCAUAUAAAGAGUAUUGUAUAUUAUUAUGCAUAUAUACAGGUAGAGCAAAAUAGAAAACUUCUAUUAUAAUCUUACGUUCAGUCGUUGUUAGAAACACCUUUAUAAGAAAGUAUCAAAUAUCCAAUUUGUACCUACUUGAAGAAACUGAAGCGAAUAAACUAAAUUCAACUACAUUGGUGAUAACCAUUUUACCAUUGACAAUCAACUAAUGAAAUGUGAUAUUGUGAUUUAUAAAAUUUAUGUGUCCAUAAUUCUUUACCAGCUUAAUAUGAUUUCUUAUUAUGUGCUUAAUAUUUUCUAUGGCAUAUUAUAAGAAAUUAUGUGAUGAAUGUACUUAUUUAUGUUGGUUUUGUUAAUUUACUUCAAAUAUCAUUGAAGUUUAUGUAAUAUUAUGAUCAUAUUGAGCUGGGUAACUGUAGAUAAGUUGUUUUAUCAAGUAUAAAAAGCAGUGAUUUAAAAGAGGUGUUGCGAGUUUUUUUUUGCUCUUAAUUUAGACAGGAAGUUUUAAGUUUAGAGUAUUUUUUCUGGUGUUUUUAUUACAUUACUGUAACUUUAUGACCUUUUCACUUUAUAAGAACUUAAUAUCCUAAUCAAAGUGGUCAUUUUUAUUUGUUUUUAAUACAGAAUGAUUUUUGUUUUAAUCACAGUUGGAAAAUCAAUAACUAUUUACAUUUUUUAACAUUUUAUUAGAUUCUUAGAAGCCAAUAACGCUUUUAAUUUCCUGGACAUUAGAGAAGUUUUUGUUGAUUGGGCCAAACUUAGUUAUAAUGGAUUCAAAACAAAAAUUUGCUCUAUUUAGUUUGUGGAGUGGAAGUAUUCUGUCACUUAUUUAUUUUGUUGAAGCUUACAUGUUUUUAUUUCAUCCUAGUAUCAGGGUACUGUGUUUUAAACACAUUUUUAUUUUCAUUGACCUAGAUUAAUUUUGCUAUACAUUUGCCUAUUGUAAAAACAUGUGAGCUGUAAUUUAAACUUCUUUUACUUGUAUCAGUGAUGUUAAUUCGAUUUUACAUUAGUCAGCCUCUAAUAACUAGAAUGUGAAAAAGUUUUGUUUGUUGAUUUGUUUUCAAUUUAUGUAACAUCAUCACUCAUUUCUAAAUGUGUUCAAUGUUGUAAUGUUUAUAGAAGAAUAUAUAUUAUGUAUAUUUGCUGGGUUCACUUAGUGGUGAUUUAUGUUUUUAGAAUUGCAUUUUGGUCGAAAACCUAAAGCAUGAGAUGAUUUGUGAAACUUAAUAGUUUUUAUACAUUAAUUGUUUUAACAUAUUAGUAAGAACCGAAAUACAAAAAAAGAUUCUUCAA
Messenger RNA from Helicoverpa zea (corn earworm), 5065 nucleotides. RefSeq lists its product as uncharacterized. Gene Ontology annotation, biological process: SCF-dependent proteasomal ubiquitin-dependent protein catabolic process. Gene Ontology annotation, molecular function: RNA binding; protein binding. Gene Ontology annotation, cellular component: SCF ubiquitin ligase complex. NCBI's taxonomy places the organism in Eukaryota, Metazoa, Arthropoda, Insecta, Lepidoptera, Noctuidae. The transcript has 13 exons. Bases 177 to 2363 code for a protein of 728 amino acids. The record is from RefSeq and is a predicted model, not a curated record.